UAAGUAUAAAACUUGGGCACUGUGGCAGAGUAUAACUCAUAUCAAGAACUUAGUAUGAUUAUGAGCAAUAGUUUGUGGUCGAAACGUCAUCAGUUAAUAUAACUGUACAACACUGUGUGAUUUAAUAAAAAUAAAAUCUUAUCCAUAAUGAAGUUAUCUGUAAAAAUUGUUUUUAACAGAUAUAAGCUUUUUCCUAUCCUAAAGAUUUUGGGCUAUUCUAUAUACUUCUGAUUCAGACAGCUAAUAAGGCCAGAAUUCAACACACCACUGAGAUUUAAAGUCUUAUCAGACCUUUUAUAAAUCUCAAGGCAAAUUUUAUACAGCUUUUUAUCCACAUUAAUUGAUUUCAGUUCAUUACAAGUAAGUAUAGGUUCAUUAUUUUUGCAAGUAUAUUUAACUCGACCAGUAUCUGCCCUCUGUUUAUCCCUUCAAACUUUCAGCUGAGGGAAGCUGUGUAAGGUAAAGCUUCAUUUUGCUUAUAAUUUCUGAUUUUCCCACUUCAGUAAAGAUACUGCACUUAUGACGCUAAUAUCAUUGUGGCAAUUUAUUGCUCCCAUUUUGCAAAGAAUCCAAGUAUUCAAAACCCCUGUAGUUGUCAGCUAGUUUAUCGCCUUUAUGUUAUGCAUUCCAUAAAAUUCAUUUCCAUUCGCAGUUUACGAGAUUUUUUAGGAAAAUUUAUUUGUUCUCUUUCUACGAUAUAAUUACAUGUCAGCUAAAUAAACAACCAUAUUUAAGCUCAGAUGGUCUUUGAGUUCAUUGAGAAGUGUUUGAUGUAACGUUGGAUUGUAAAAAUUAAAUAUUGAAAUUCAAUAACUUCAGUAAGCGAUACUGUAGUCAAUAAAAAAGUGAAUAAAGAGUGGAUUAUGGAUGCAUUAUCCACAGCCAGCUUAUGGACUUACUGCCAGUUAAGCGGAAGUAAAACUCCUACAUAAGUAUCUCAGGAAAGUUAAAGAUAGUGAUUCUUGUGUUGUUUGUGUUUGUAUGUAGAACCUAACGAAAAAGAGUAAAUGUACAAGGAGUAUAAAGUUAACGGAACAUGAUAAAGUGAUCCAUGACUGUACGAACUAAGACGACAUAUAACUGCCCUGUUGAAUUAAAAAGGAUUUGUAUAUGUGGUGCUAGACCAGAGGUGUAAUAGAGGUUGUAUAUUUCUAUUAUACAUAUAUGCACAUGAUCCCAUUCUUAUAUCUUGAGUUUUUAUUGGAUUUUAAGUGUAUUAUUAGAAAAGAGAGCAGAUGUAUGUCACCUGUAUAAGUUUCCCUCCUUCUGCAAUAAAAUAAGGGCUACUCCUCAUCAACUUUCCCUUACCUGUGAACUCUAUUAGUGGGAGUACCUUACUGAUUUAAGUAUCUCACUUCUCGUUGUCUGGUGUUAUAUGCUUCUCCGGUUGCAGUAUUUGAGGUGUGUGUAUUUCCCUAUCAGUAUACUAUUUGUAAUACUUUAAUUUCACUUUAUGAGCUUAGCGUAAAUGUUCCUAUUGUAACCACUUUAAAAAUGCCUCAGCUAAGUAUUAUUGUGCCAUUAUCACAUAGCGAAUUCUGUUCUACAUGUGAAGUGUUGACGCUUUUUGGUGUGAUGUGUAGAUAUAUAUAGGUUUACAUGUUCUGCACAGCAUCUUUAAGAAACAGUUGAAAUGCGAUGAAUAUAUUCAUUUCGUAUCAUUAUCUACAUUCGAAUUUGUCCCAACAGUUCGCCUAGCAGUAAUAUUCGUGUGCUUUUCAUCUACUGAUUUUUCAAAUCACACUAGUGGACAAUAUGCCAGUCAAAUAGUAGACUAGUGCUUUAAGCUCUUUUUUUCUUUAAAUGUAUUGGCAUAUUAAUUACUGACUUAUUUGAAAAACGCUUUCACACAAAUUUUUAGUGUUUUUUUUCGGAACUGACAAUUUUAGACUUCUUGCAUACAUUCUUUUAAACAGCCAAAGAGGUUUUGAUUGAGUCGGUUUGGAUGUUUCAACGGUUUCUUUUCUUUCAACUCUAAAAUGAAGUAAUGUUCUUUUUUUCUACCUUAGUUUUUUGAUUGUUCAUCCAACGCAUCCUCCCCAGGCUGUGCGGCUUCUUCACCAGUCUGCCACUCAGGUGCAUAUGGGAUUGUCGAGUCACCACAAAGUAGUUCUAUGCCAACGCCCCACACACUUGCUGUGUCUGGACAUCAUGUUCCUUACAGUCCAGGAAGUGCUGUGCCAAACUAUGCCACAACAGACAGAAUGUAUGGAAAUUCAUCCGUGCAUAGACUUACCCACAGUCAUAGCGCACAAGAUGCUGGAAGUUUUAUGUUCCAGUCACUUUUUCCAUCUCCAGGCCAGAUGUUGCAUCGUUAUGGAUCACAUUUAACCCCUAAUCAAAUUCAAAUGCAUCAGGUUUCUCCGUCAGGCAAUAUAUACGGUCCACUAGUAUCAGUUCCAGUUCCUUACUUUCCUACUGGACCUACCUUAUCUAACUCUAUUUCCUAUAAUCCGCUGGCGCACACAGCACUUUCUCCUUCAAAUUCAGCUUGUUUAGGAACAAGUGCAAUUCUUCCCGGUGCCAGCCCAUCCAUUAAUCGAGGACCUCGAAUGCCUAUAAGUAAUUCGUGUGCAUUUAAUGAAAUUUGGCAGUCUGGUGGUGGAUCUAAUAUACCCGCACAAACUACCGCAUUGUCGUCGAAUCCAAACAGUGGAUUAACACAAACCCCUUCAAACUACGGAUUACGUGAGCAAAUUUCAAGUAAUCAGGAGACACCUACAUACAGUGAGCCUCAGACGCAUAUUCAAGAAGAUAAAUACCUCCAUCAACCCGAAAAGAUUUCUCACCGUCAAACUACACCAGUCUCACAAAGUCCAAAAACAAAAAGUAAAGACGAAUCCUUAUUGUCUUCCGAAUCAAAAUCUAGCCCUUCAGGAGGUUGUAAAUUGGAACAGUCAAGCAAGAAAGGUACACCACUUCCUCCACCUCUCCCUCCACGAUCGAAUUCACGGAAUCAGGUUGCUUCAACAACUAAUAGUCGUGUUAAGUCAACCGACCACAUAAUUUCAUCAACUGCCCCGACUGGAACCCCUUCUAAUUUGCCUUCACAAAACCAUAAAAAAGAGACCGCGAGUCGACCUCAGUCUUUAAAUACAACUGUGAGUAAACCGAACAACCGGCCAGCUGGUCAUUCAACAAAAAAGACAACAAGUCCUGUAGCUGUGAUGAGUUCUUCUCCUGUAUCAAAUAUUUCCAAGGAGUUAUUAGUUAAAGGAGAUGAAUUAAUUUCUAAUGUACAAACUCCAGAUGAUAUACAUUCGGCUGUGUCUACAACAAAUGAAAUGAAUUCACAUUCAAACACACCUCCUAAACUACCUCCACGUAUGGUGGCCUCAAGCACUAGCAAUUUAUUAACAACAAAGAAGGUGCAUGUUUCUGAGAAACCUGGAAAAUGCAAUACCUCGCAUCAAAAUGCACCUGCAGAACAACAACAACAACAGCAACAAGAAGAAAAUAUACCAGACUAUUUUGUUAGUCGAUCAACUAGUCCAUUUGUGAAUCAACCAACUAAGACAUUUUUCCCCAGUCCCCUGGAACCAGCUAAUCUCAUGUCAAAACCUGAAGAUAAAGAAGAUGCAGAAAGAUUGAAAGAGUCAUCGCCGCAAAUGCAUGAGACUGAAGCGACAGAAGACAAUAAUGAUUCAACUCAAGAACAACACACUCUUCGAAUGGUUAAACCUGUUAAUCCGGCAGUCUACCGACGUUUCAUGGAACAGAGAAUGGCCGAUGUUGGACGAAUACACCGGGAGAGAAAAGAGAGACGUGAUCGCCUUGAAGCUGAAAUGUCCAAGGUUGGUCUGGACGAAACAGCUCGAAUACAGAUGCGUUGUCUACUUCGCAAAAAAGAAUCAAAUCAUAUGCGUAUGCAGCGUGCAAAAAUGGACCAGUCAAUGUUCUUCAGAAUAAAGCAUCUAGGUGUCGGUGCAUUUGGCAAGGUUUGGCUUGUACGUAAAAAGGAUAAUAAUCAGUUGUAUGCAAUGAAGCUGUUAAAUAAACGCGAUGUUGUAGAACGUCGACAACUAGCUCAUGUACAGGCUGAAAGAGAUAUUCUUGCUGAAGCAGAUAACGAAUGGGUAGUCAAGUUGUUUUUCUCAUUUCAAGAUUCUCGGGCACUUUAUUUAGUUAUGGAAUACAUUCCUGGUGGUGAUAUGAUGUCAUUGUUAAUCAAGAAAGGCAUUUUCGAAGAACCAUUAGCACGAUUUUAUAUUGCUGAAUUGACAUUGGCACUGCAAAGUGUUCAUGCUAUGGGAUUUGUACAUCGAGAUAUCAAACCGGACAAUAUCCUUAUUAAUCGUGAAGGUCAUAUUAAACUCACCGAUUUCGGUCUGUGUACUGGCUUUCGUUGGACGCAUAGUUCAAAAUAUUGGGAUUUAGACUUUAGUAUCCCGUGUUCAUCACCAAAUCGUAGUAGAAUAAAUCGUGCUAAGACAACUGAACCACCUGAUGAUACAGAUAAGACGAAUGAAGAGCAAACCACAAAAAACAGUAAAGAAUGCGAUGAAGAUGAUAUUACAACUAUAGAAAAGGAAGAAAUUGGAGCACUUGAACAAGUUCGUAAUCUCCGUCAAACAAAUGGUAAACAAUUUACGGCAAUACGAGGUGUACAUCAUGAUAAAACUCUAGAAAGACGUAGAAACAGCUUUGCUAACCGUCGGUGUGCACAGUCUUUGGUGGGAACACCAAACUAUAUAGCGCCAGAAAUAUUACGCAGACAGGAUUAUGGACAAGCGUGUGACUGGUGGUCAGUUGGCGUGAUACUUUACGAAAUGCUUGUUGGACAACCUCCUUUUCUUGCUCAAACAGCUGCAGACACUCAAAUUCGUGUUGUCCAAUGGUAUAAAUAUCUCAAAUUACCCGGUGAACCUCGUUUAAAGCCUGAUGCCAGUAAUCUUAUACGUCAGCUUCUUCGAGAUCCAGCUGAUCGUCUAUCUGAUCCAGUCAAAAUCAAAUCUCAUCCUUUCUUUGAGUCAACUGCUUGGGAUAAACUAGUUCACCAAACUCCGCCUUAUGUCCCAACAAUCCGUGAUGAAUUAGACACAUCUAACUUUGAUCCAGUUGAUGAUGAGCGUACAUUGAAUAGUAGUGAAAACAGUCAAGGUUUAGAUAGUUCAUCCUCCGGUAAUACUCAACUACCUUUUCCUAAUUUCACUUUUAAGCGAUUUUUUGACAGAGAUCCAACCGCUGUUCAGACUCCUUAACCUUUGUUUUUCCCCUCUCUCUCUCUCUCUCAACUUUUAAAUUUAUAACCUGUUUUUUUUCUAUUGGUUCCCUCUUCUUUUUUCCCUUUCCUUUAAAUUAUUACCUGAAAAAAAGCAUUUAUACAAGGGAAGUUUAAUUUUCCUUUUUUUUAAUUUAGUGUGUUUAAUGCCAUAAAUUUUUGAGCAAAAACUUCAUAAUGUGUACACAGAACUGUAUUCCGUUUUUUUCUCUUUCUUUCUUUCUUUGUUUCUUUUUCCCCGCUGAUUUAGCUUGUGUAAGUAUAUAAAAAUUUGAAAUUUCUCUGCCUAAAAUAUUCAAACAUUAAAACAAGAAAUGUCCACAUAAUACUUACUGACACAAAAAAAGAUAAUGUAAACAUGUACAAUUUUAUCAUCUUUGAUACAUAAUAUUUAGGAAUUUUGAACAAUAUGCUUUUCUACAUAUAUAUAUGCCUUAAUUGAGUAAAAAUGACUGUAUGAUCUUUUUUCAAAAUAUCUCAUAUAAAAAUAAGCCAAAAUGAGAGCUUCCAUUCACUUCUUGUCUACUUAUCUACAAAUUCCAUGUGAUGGUAAAUAUGAAGUAUGAAAAGAAGAAAAAAGGGUAUAAUCAUUAUUUGCCAGGU
Molecule: messenger RNA, 5824 nt
Organism: Trichobilharzia regenti
Lineage: Eukaryota; Metazoa; Platyhelminthes; Trematoda; Strigeidida; Schistosomatidae
Source: the annotation of a GenBank genome assembly